AAACAGUAUGGGUUUUGUGAGUGUAUGAAUGCAGACCAUGCAAGUUGAGGUGUGGUACUCUGUUCUCGUCAUACUCCUUAUGGGGCAUGGGGGCGGCGGACAAAAGACAGAGCCCCGCUUAGGCCUGAAGGACCACAACCUGUUCCGAGGGUCCGAUCGAUAUGACUUUGCCAUCGUGGUGCCAGCCUCGGGGCUAGAGUGCUUUUGGCACUUUGCACACCAGAGUGGGAACUUCUACCUAACCUACAUGGUCCAGUGGGUGACAGGACUAGCCAGUGACAACCAUCUUUACGUGACCGUCAUUUCCCCAGAAGGGGCCCUCAUGGCCUCAACAGACAACACCAUUGGUGAAAUCAACUUCCAAACUGAAGUGACCGGUUUUUAUCAGAUGUGCUUGGGGAACUAUAAGAACCACUUUGGUGGCGUCCGAGUCUUUCUCAACUUCGGCGUGUACUAUGAGGGUGCUGAGGAGAUGCAGCGAGAGACAAAGGAAGGAGAAAAAGUCCUCAACAACACUCUGUCCAACAUUGAGGAGAGUACCAACAAGAUACAAGGUCACAUUUUACACAUGUGGCGGCACUACAACUACGCUCGCAUGAGGAGAGGUGCGGACCAUUACAUUCUCCUCUUCAACUACAACUAUGUCACCUGGUGGUCUGCGGUCCAGAGUGUGGUCAUCGUCAUGGUGGGCUACCUGCAGCUCUUCUUCCUCAAGAGGCUUUUCCACACAGACACCCAUAGACCCCGCUGUUGAUGAAUGAUGGCUCGUAAAAUGUCACUCACUGCUUGUGUUGCUUUGCGGAUCGUGUUUGUUCAACGUUAAAGGGAUAGUUCGUCCAAAUUACAAACUUAAAUUGCCCAAGUUAGCAUGUUUAACAUUUCCUGCACAAAUCCCCCCCAAAAUAAAAUGAGCUAGGAUUUCAGACACUAUGGGGUGAUGAAUAGCCAUAAUGUGUGCAAAGUCCAUGUUCACAACCUCUUUUCAAGAUGGAGGCAGGAGCAAUUUACUAUCCAAGACGCUUAUUUAAAAACUGCACAGAAAAAAUGUGGUUGUGUUUAUGAAGGUCUUAGGUAACAUUAGAAUACAGAUUUUUUUUUUUAAGAACACAAUAGCAUUUUUAUUAGUUUGUUACUGUAGGCAAUGGUUAAGCCACCCUGAUAGGUAUACUGUGAUUUGAGGCUUGAUCUACUUACAGUUUUCUAAAGCUACCCAGCUUCAGUCAGCUGGCAAUUCCAUCUCAGGCUUCAUCCUUACUAAGACGGGGGAUAUUGCUUGUCCGCCUGCCGCUAACUCUAGUAGGCUUGAAACGGCGUGUGAGUGUCUCACGGGGAUAAGUCGACGAACUGUUCAUAUUGAGACAAUGCUUAAACAUCAAUAAAUGCGGGGUGCCACAUUUUCAUUUGUGCCAAAAUCAAAAAUCGAAGAAAAGUUAUCUUGCAAAUUCAGCAGCCUGUGGUGUGAAAUAUGCUUGUUAAAUUGGCAUCUUUAGUUUAUUAAUUAUCGUUAAUGGCUUCUUUGGUGUGAUAUCUUGUACUGCUAGUGAAGUUGCUAGCUAGCAAGUUAGCAUAAACUAGCGCUACUAGACUAGUCAUUGUCUAAACACCCUCAUAACCACAAGGAAAACCACAAGGAAAAUGUAUGGAGUAAAAAAUACAUACUUUUCUUCAGGAAUGUAGUGGAGUAAAAUUUGUCAAACAUAUAAAUAGUAAAGUGCAGAUACCCCAAGAAACUACUUAAGUAGUACUUAAAUACAAAUUCUACCAUUUCCCAAAAUUUUACUAAAAUUAUAUACGGACAUGAAAACAAAGCAGCAGAAUGCAGCACAUGUCCAUUAAUUUAAAACAUGUUGUAUAGCCUAUUCAGUGUCAUGAGUUGGGUAGAUCAUAUCAACUCUCAAGCUACUCCUGGAUGGAUAUGGGGCUGAGGACAGCGUCUCCUUCACACUGCACAUCUUGAGAGAAAGAAAAGUAAACUAAUGGGAAAAGAAUGAUCAUAUAAAGCAGGUUUUUACAUUACCAAUGCUUUUGAAUGUGCAAAACAAAUUCCCUCAAGGGGCAAGUUCUUACGUCAAAUUAAAUUAUGGAUAGCACACAUCACACAGUUGAGGAGCACAGGGUCAAGCUGCAGUGCCAACUUCCAGUGCAAGUUGUGGGUUAAGUGCCUUGCUUAAGGGCACAAUGGUAAGGGUUGUUAGGAUAUGAGCCCAGCAGCCCUCCACUUGCCAGAUCAAUUGUGUUGAAGAACCUUUUAAUAAAGCUAAAAUGUUGAGCCAGUGAA
Salmo salar (Atlantic salmon) is the source of this 2278-nucleotide messenger RNA. RefSeq names its product transmembrane emp24 domain-containing protein 6. The record is from RefSeq and is a predicted model, not a curated record. NCBI's taxonomy places the organism in Eukaryota, Metazoa, Chordata, Actinopteri, Salmoniformes, Salmonidae.